Molecule: messenger RNA, 7218 nt
Organism: Catharus ustulatus (Swainson's thrush)
Lineage: Eukaryota; Metazoa; Chordata; Aves; Passeriformes; Turdidae
Gene: ASCC3
Product: activating signal cointegrator 1 complex subunit 3
Molecular function (GO): ATP hydrolysis activity; nucleic acid binding; ATP binding
Source: RefSeq, a predicted model, not a curated record
CCCGCCCGCUCUCGCCGUACGGCAGUGUCGCGCCGCGCCGGCUCUUGGCGGCAGCGGAACCGGCGGGCCGUAAGGCAGGUACUUGAACUGGGAUUUGAUUUCUCAUCCUAUGGAUCACUGAAUGAGUAACAGAUGGCCUUGCCGCGUCUUACAGGCGCUUUACGCUCCUUUUCAAAUGUCACUAAACAUGAAGAUUACAGUGAAGAAUUAGCUGAUUUAACGACUAAAAGAUCAAAAUACAUGCCCCAGUUGCUGAAGUCUGAUCUUACUUGGAAGAAGAUAAUAAAGUUUGUUGAUGACAAUUUGGACAAAAAAGAAUACCAAACUGUAAAUGGUGAUUUAAAAACAAUCCUACAAGCUGCAAAACAAAUAGUUGGAGCUGAAAAUGGACAAGAAGCAAUUGAAAGUGGAGCUGUUUUUCUUUUAAGACCUUUCAUGAAGGAAUGUGUUGGCCAUGAUGAGACAAAGGUGAUCAAGCAGAUGUUUGGGCCAUUUCCAUCAUCAUCUGCUACUGCAGCUUGCAAUGCCGUGUCUCGGAUUGCUUCUCACUUCACUGAGGAACAGCUUAGAGCCCUCAUACAGUUGGCUGAAGAGCAAAAUGGUGAUAACCAGUGUUUGUUUGGUAAAAAUAUUGUGUUUUCAUUUGACAUGCAUGAUUUGGAUCACUCUGAAGAGCUGCCUGUGAAUGGUGAGACUGAUGCGCAGAAAAAUAUAAGCUUAGAUUAUAACAAAUUUUUGAAUAACCAGCUGAAUCACUUACAGAACUACUGUGAUGAGAAAUCUAAUAUCAAAUCUUUGGAAAAAAUAGAUGUCUUUUUAUGGUGUGAAGUUGGAAAGUACCUGAAGGAAUCUCAAGGAGGUAACCCUGGAGGGCCAACAACAGAAGACCUCUGCUGCACUUUAUAUGAAAUCCUUGCUUCUACCAAAAGUGCCGAUGAACUUCAAAAUGAGUUAUUUGAACUGCUGGGCCCUGAAGGUUUUGAACUCAUAGAGAAACUCCUACAGAACAGAUCUCUGAUUCUGCAAAGAUCUUUGACUUGUCCAAAUGAUAACAGGUUCCAGGCUCUCCAAGAACAGUGCAAGAAGUUUAUAGGAGAAAAUGCUAAGCCAAAUUAUGGUUGUCAAGUCACAAUUCAAUCUGAACAAGAAAAGUUGUUAAUGAAACAAUAUCGUCGGGAAGAAAAACGAAAUGCCAGAAAAGAAAAACAAGCUGGGGAAGAUGGAGAAGUUUCUGUAGAAGGACAAAUGUGCUUUGAUCCCAAAGAGCUGCGGAUACAAAGAGAACUAGCACUUCUGAAUGCUCGAAGUAUGCCAGUCCUAGGUAGACAGAGAGAGAUAAGCAUCGAAAAGAUUCAUUAUCCACAUGUCUAUGAUUCCCGAGCUGAAGCUAUGAAAACAUCAGCAUUCAUUGGGGGUGCAAAGGUGGCCUUACCAGAGUCAGUUCAGCGAGAAAACAAUAAAAUGUAUGAAGAGGUGAAGAUACCUCAUAGUGAACCAAUGCCUAUUGGUAUUGAAGAGAAAAUUGUUUAUAUUAAAGACUUAGAUGAGAUUGGACAACUGGCUUUUAAAGGCAUGAAAAGAUUAAACCGAAUCCAGUCCAUAGUUUUUGAGACUGCCUACAACACAAAUGAGAACAUGCUGAUCUGUGCCCCCACUGGAGCUGGGAAGACUAACAUUGCCAUGCUGACAAUCCUUCAUGAAAUUCGCCAGCAUGUCCAGCAUGGUGUUAUCAAAAAGGAUGAGUUUAAGAUUGUGUAUGUUGCUCCUAUGAAGGCUUUGGCAGCCGAAAUGACAAAUUACUUCAGCAAGCGUCUGGAACCACUUGGCAUUACUGUGAAAGAGUUGACUGGUGAUAUGCAACUGUCAAAAGGUGAAAUUCUGCGAACACAGAUGCUUGUGACUACGCCAGAGAAAUGGGAUGUAGUGACAAGGAAAAGUGUUGGUGAUGUAGCCCUCUCUCAGCUGGUAAAACUCUUGAUUCUUGAUGAAGUUCAUCUACUGCAUGAAGACAGAGGACCAGUACUCGAAAGUAUAGUAGCACGAACUUUACGACAGGUUGAAUCUACACAAAGCAUGAUUAGGAUUUUGGGUCUUUCGGCUACAUUACCCAAUUAUCUUGAUGUUGCUACAUUUCUACACGUCAAUCCCUACAUUGGAUUAUUCUACUUUGAUGGCCGUUUCCGACCCGUACCUCUGGGACAAACCUUUAUAGGGAUCAAGACUACCAAUAAGGUGCAGCAGCUGAAUCAUAUGGAUGAAGUAUGUUAUGAAAGUGUGCUGAAGCAAAUAAUGGCUGGACACCAGGUGAUGGUGUUUGUUCAUGCUAGAAAUGCUACAGUACGAACUGCUAUGGCUCUUCGAGAAAAAGCAAAAAACAAUGGUCAUAUUUGUCACUUCUUGUCACCCCAAGGAUCAGAAUAUGGACAAGCUGAAAAACAGGUACAGAGAUCCAGAAAUAAGCAGUUACGUGAGCUGUUUCCAGAUGGAUUUAGUAUUCAUCAUGCAGGAAUGCUGCGGCAAGACAGAAGUUUGGUUGAGAACUUGUUUUCUAAUGGACAUAUCAAAGUCUUGGUUUGUACAGCUACACUUGCUUGGGGUGUCAAUCUGCCUGCUCAUGCUGUUGUUAUUAAGGGAACACAAAUAUAUGCUGCGAAAAGGGGCUCCUUUGUUGACCUUGGAAUUUUAGAUGUCAUGCAGAUAUUUGGUCGAGCUGGACGGCCUCAGUUUGACAAAUUCGGAGAAGGCAUCAUUAUUACAACUCAUGAUAAACUCAGUCAUUACCUGACUCUUCUUACACAGCAGAAUCCAAUUGAAAGCCAGUUUCUUGAAAGCCUUGCAGACAACUUAAAUGCAGAGAUUGCUCUUGGCACAGUAACUAAUGUGGAAGAAGCAGUAAAGUGGAUAAGUUACACUUAUCUUUAUGUACGGAUGAGAGCAAAUCCAUUAGUAUAUGGCAUCAGUCACAAAGCUUAUCAGAUGGAUCCAGUUCUAGAAAAGCACAGAGAACAAUUGGUUAUUGAAGUUGGCAGAAAACUGGACAAAGCCCGCAUGAUUCGCUUUGAAGAACGGACUGGCUUUUUUUCUUCAACAGAUUUAGGCAGAACUGCCAGCCACUACUAUAUUAAAUACAAUACUAUAGAGACUUUCAAUGAAUUGUUUGAUGCUCAUAAAACUGAAGGUGAUAUUCUUGCUAUAGUAUCAAAAGCGGAAGAGUUUGAGCAGAUAAAGGUAAGAGAAGAAGAAAUAGAAGAGCUGGAUACCUUACUAAAUGAUUUCUGUGAACUUCCUGCUCCAGGAGGUGUGGAAAACAAUUAUGGAAAAAUUAAUAUCCUCCUUCAAACAUACAUUAGCAGAGGGGAGAUGGACAGCUUCUCCCUUAUUUCAGAUUCUGCAUAUGUUGCACAGAAUGCAGCUCGUAUUGUUCGAGCUCUUUUUGAGAUUGCCCUGAGGAAGCGUUGGCCUGCCAUGACCUAUCGGCUACUGAAUCUCAGCAAAGUCAUUGACAAGCGGCUGUGGGGCUGGGUGAGCCCUCUGAGGCAGUUCUCUGUCUUACCACCAUCUGUCCUCUCCAAACUGGAAGAGAAGAAUCUCACUAUAGACAAGAUGAAGGACAUGAGAAAAGAUGAGAUAGGUCAUAUGCUGCAUCAUGUGAAAAUUGGGUUAAAGGUAAAACAGUGUGUCCAUCAAAUACCCUCCAUCGUAAUGGAAGCAACAAUCCAGCCAAUCACCCGCACAGUGCUCCGAGUUCGGCUGAACAUCGCUCCCGACUUCACCUGGAAUGACCAGGUACAUGGUGGUGUUGGAGAGCCCUGGUGGAUCUGGGUAGAAGACCCGACUAAUGAUCACAUUUAUCAUUCAGAGUACUUCAUCAUUCAAAAGAAACAGGUCAUUACUAAAGAACCUCAGCUGCUGGUGUUCACAAUCCCAAUUUUUGAACCUCUUCCUUCUCAAUAUUAUAUUCGAGCUGUGUCUGAUAGAUGGUUAGGAGCAGAGGCUGUGUGUAUCAUAAAUUUUCAACAUUUGAUUCUUCCAGAGAGACAUCCGCCCCACACAGAGCUUUUGGAUCUUCAGCCUUUGCCUAUCACAGCCUUGGGACAUCCUGAAUAUGAAGUUCUGUACAAAUUUACACACUUCAACCCUAUUCAGACACAGAUAUUCCAUACCCUUUAUCACACAGACUGCAAUGUUCUUCUUGGAGCUCCUACAGGUUCUGGAAAAAACUUUGCAGCUGAAUUAGCCAUCUUUAGAGUUUUUAACAAGUAUCCCACAUCAAAGGCAGUGUAUAUUGCACCCUUAAAAGCACUCGUCCGUGAGAGGAUUGAGGACUGGAAAGUUAGGAUUGAAGAAAAGCUUGGUAAAAAGGUUGUAGAAUUGACGGGAGAUGUGACUCCUGAUAUGAGAGCUAUUGCCCAAGCUGACCUGAUUGUUACUACCCCAGAGAAGUGGGAUGGUGUCAGCAGAAGCUGGCAGAAUAGAAGCUAUGUUCAGAAAGUUGCCAUUCUCAUCAUAGAUGAGAUCCAUCUUCUAGGGGAUGAGAGAGGCCCAGUAUUGGAAGUCAUUGUGUCUCGAACAAACUUUAUCUCAUCUCACACGGAGAAGCCAGUAAGAGUAGUUGGUUUAUCCACUGCUUUAGCAAACGCCAGAGACCUUGCUGACUGGCUAAACAUUAAUCAGAUGGGUCUGUUCAACUUCCGACCGUCCGUGCGCCCAGUUCCUCUGGAGGUGCACAUUCAGGGCUUCCCUGGUCAGCACUACUGUCCUCGCAUGGCCACCAUGAACAAACCUGCUUUUCAGGCAAUUCGGAGUCAUUCUCCAGCCAAGCCUGUUCUUAUUUUUGUGUCAUCCAGGCGUCAGACGAGGCUUACUGCCUUAGAUCUCAUAGCUUUCCUAGCCACAGAAGAUGAUCCCAAACAAUGGCUGAAGAUGGACGAAAGAGAGAUGAAUGACAUUAUAGUCACAGUUAGAGAUUCAAAUCUGAAGCUGACACUUGCUUUUGGAAUAGGCAUGCACCACGCAGGUCUGCAUGAAAGGGACAGGAAAACUGUGGAAGAAUUGUUUGUGAACUGCAAAAUCCAGGUUCUUAUUGCCACAAGCACAUUAGCUUGGGGUGUAAAUUUUCCAGCUCAUUUAGUAAUUGUUAAAGGAACAGAAUACUACGAUGGAAAAACAAGGCGUUACGUGGAUUAUCCCAUUACAGAUGUGCUUCAGAUGAUGGGGCGUGCUGGCAGACCACAGUUUGAUGACCAAGGAAAAGCUGUAAUUUUAGUUCAUGAUAUUAAGAAGGACUUCUACAAAAAAUUCCUUUAUGAACCUUUUCCAGUGGAAUCAAGCUUGUUAGAGGUGCUGGCUGACCACUUGAAUGCUGAAAUUGCUGCUGGAACUAUUACAUCUAAGCAGGAUGCAAUGGAUUAUAUCACCUGGACUUACUUCUUCCGUCGACUUAUAAUGAACCCAACUUACUAUAACUUGGAUGAUGUGAGCCAUGACACUGUGAAUAAAUACCUCUCAAGCCUUGUUGAGAAAUCCCUGUUUGAUUUGGAAGGCUCCUACUGUAUUGAAGUUGGGGAGGAUAAUCGCAGCAUUGAGCCCCUGACGUACGGCCGUAUUGCUUCCUAUUACUAUUUGAAGCAUCCAACUAUUGGGAUGUUCAAGGAUCAGUUGAAACCUGAAAGCAAUAUUGAAGAACUGCUCUUAAUUCUGACAAAUGCUGAUGAGUACACAGAUCUGCCUGUGAGACACAAUGAAGAUCAGAUGAACAGUGAACUGGCCAAACACCUUCCAAUUGAAGUCAAUCCCCAUUCAUUUGACAGCUCACACACAAAAACACACCUCUUGCUGCAAGCCCACUUCAGUCAUGCCAUGCUGCCUUGUCCAGAUUAUGCAACAGAUACAAAGACAGUGCUGGACCAAGCAAUCAGAAUAUGCCAGGCAAUGCUGGAUGUUGCAGCGCAUCAUGGCUGGCUGGUGACUGCUCUGAACAUAACCAACCUGGUGCAGAUGGUGGUUCAGGGUAGAUGGAUACAUGACUCAUCCCUGCUUACUUUGCCAAAUAUAGAGCUCCAGCAUCUUUACGUUUUUCGGAAGUGGAGCCAAGGCCAAAGAAAGAGUGUGCGUGGAGGUUACCAAGGACCUAUCGAGUGUCUUCCCGAACUAAUGGCUGCCUGUGAAGGAAAAGAGAAUGUUUUUGCUUCCAUUGUGGGCAGUGAGUUGCAAGCAGCACACAUUUCACAGGCUUGGAAUUUCUUGUGCCGUUUGCCAAUUCUAAAUGUCAGUCUGAGCAUUAAAGGCAGCUGGGAUGAUGCAGUUCAGCCACAGAACGAAGUACCUGUUCCUUCUUUGACAACAGACACACGAGAUGACAAGAGAUGGAUCAAACUGCAUGCUGAUCAAGAGUAUGUGCUCCAAAUAAAUCUGCACAGAACCCAAAUGGGAUACCAGGGAAAGCAGGACAGUAAAGCAAUGGCUCCUAGAUUCCCCAAAGUUAAGGAUGAAGGAUGGUUUUUGAUAUUGGGAGAAGUUGAUAAAAAAGAACUCAUCGCCCUGAAAAGAACCGGAUAUGUCAGAAAUCGAAAUACUGUUUCCGUUGCUUUUUAUACUCCGGAGACUCCUGGAAAGUGCAUCUACACCCUGUAUCUCAUGAGUGACAGCUACCUUGGCAUGGACCAGCAGUACGACAUUUACCUGAACAUUGUACCAGCACAAGGCACCACAGAGGGGACUGAGGCCAGGAGCCACCUGGCUCUGAAGUAAGGCUGUCUGCAAAGUCCACCCAGUCUAAAGAACUAGUCCUGCAACUAAGACAUGGUCAUUCUGGGACGUCUGAAAAUGCAUCUGCCUUAGUGGAACCAACUUCAAACCUCAAGACAACAGGGAAACCGAAAGUGACUGCUGUAUUAACUCUGCUGACAUCGAGUUAGCCACAGUGGCCUUACUCCUUUGUGAAGAUUUGUCUUUUCUUGUUUUAUCUUUCUUCUCUCAGAAGUCAGAUUGUUAGCUGAAUUUUAAAACAUCAAAAUAAAAGACUGAACAAUAUUGUAAUUUGUGCAAAUUCAGGGCUAUCAUCUUCAUUUUGAAAAGUGUUCUAUGGCCUGUCUAUUAAUAGCGUUUAAAUGGUCAACUUUUUUAAUUUAUAGGGAAAAAACCAAAAUCUGAUCUAAGAGCUGCUGAAAAUAUUGAUGGAUGUGUUAUAUUUCAUGUUUAAUAAAAAUAUUCCCAGAA